Messenger RNA from Ascochyta rabiei, 1398 nucleotides. RefSeq names its product Rab GDP dissociation inhibitor alpha. Lineage: Eukaryota; Fungi; Ascomycota; Dothideomycetes; Pleosporales; Didymellaceae. The transcript has 7 exons. Gene Ontology annotation, biological process: protein transport; small GTPase-mediated signal transduction; vesicle-mediated transport. The record is from RefSeq and is a predicted model, not a curated record. Gene Ontology annotation, cellular component: cytoplasm. Gene Ontology annotation, molecular function: Rab GDP-dissociation inhibitor activity. Bases 1 to 1398 code for a protein of 465 amino acids.
AUGGAUGAGAUCGCCCCCGAAUACGACGUCGUGGUCCUGGGAACAGGUCUCACAGAAUGCGUCCUUUCAGGUGUUCUCAGUGUAAAGGGCAAGAAGGUCCUCCACAUUGACCGCAACGACCACUACGGAGGCGAGGCCGCUUCUCUCAACAUCGAGGCUCUCUUCAAGAAGUACGGACAGACUGAAGGCGAGCCAUGGAAGAAGUACGGCCGCGUCAACGACUGGAACAUCGACCUCGUCCCCAAGCUCCUGAUGGCCAACGGUGAACUCACCAACAUCCUCGUCUCCACCGACGUCACCAAGUACCUCGAGUUCAAGCAGAUUGCCGGCAGCUACGUUCAGCAGGGCAGUGCCGCGAAGGCCACUGUCGCCAAGGUGCCCUCGGACGCUGGUGAGGCACUCCGUUCGCCGCUGAUGGGCCUCUUCGAGAAGCGCAGGGCUCGCAACUUCCUCGAGUGGGUCGGCGCAUACAAGACGGACGACGCGGCAACACACAAGGGUCUUGACGUGACGAACUGCACCAUGAAGGACGUGUACGACAAGUUUGGACUCGAAGCCACCACCCGUGACUUCAUCGGUCAUUCCAUGGCUCUCUACCAGACAGACGACUACAUCAACACAAAGGGCGCCGCGAACGAGGCUAUCGAGCGAAUCCGCCUGUACGUCAACUCCAUGGCACGAUACGGCAAGUCUCCGUACAUCUACCCUCUGUACGGCUUGGGAGAGCUCCCCCAGGGUUUCGCUCGUCUGUCAGCCAUUUACGGAGGAACAUACAUGCUGAACACCGACGUCGAUGAGUUCCUGUACGACGGCGACAAGGUCGUUGGUAUCAAGGCCACCAUGAAGGAGAAGGACGACGCCGGCCCUGGCAUGAAGUUCGAGACCAAGGCGAAGAAGAUGCUCGCAGACCCCUCGUACUUCCCCGGCAAGGCGCGCGUCACUGGCCACCUGCUCAAGGCUAUUUGCAUUCUGAACCACCCCGUGCCCAACACAGACAACUCGGACUCUCUGCAGUUGAUCAUUCCUCAAUCCCAGGUUGGACGCAAGAACGACAUCUACGUUGCCGUCGUUUCGUCCGCUCACAACGUCUGCCCCAAGGGCUACUACAUCGCCAUUGUGUCCACCAUUGCCGAGAGCGAUGCCAACCACCACCUCGAGCUCCAGCCCGGUCUUGACCGCCUCGGCAAGAUCGAGGAGCAGUUCAUGGGCCAGCCCAUUCCUCUCUACGAGCCUCUCGAGAGCGGCAACAAGGACAACAUUUUCCUCUCCAAGAGCUACGAUGCUACUAGCCACUUCGAGACCACGACAGAUGACAUCAAGGACAUCUACCAGCGCGCAGAGGGCCACGAGCUGGUCGUGGAGGGCCUGAGGGAUGGACAGUUCAACGUGGAGGCAUAA